UGUGUGUACGUGUCUAUAUUCGAACAGCGUGAAUAAGCUAGCGCGAGAGAAAAGAGAGAGAAGAGAGAAGGCGCGUUCUCGCGAGAGAAAGAGACAGAACGAUCGGCGCUUCGCUUUUGGGAGACUUCGCUCGUGGAGCCGCUCCGACUCGAGUUUUAGUUCAAAGCCGAGCGUUAACGUACGCUUGUAACAAAACGAAUUAUAUAUUAAACUCGAUCUCAACGAAAAACGGCGCUCUCAUCGCCGCCACCGCCUCCGCCGCCGCCGCCACCACCACCAGCAACAACAACACCCCCACUUUUUUCCGAGCUCACUGAUUUUUUUUCACUUUCUCUCUCUCUCGCUCUAUCUUUUCGUUCUUUUUUCACCUCCAUUCACCCGCGCAGCCCAAAACUGGGGGACGCAAUUUUCACCGGACGGAAUAGUUUUCAGUUUAUAUAGACAGUUCAACGUCACGGAGCGAUACAACUACACCUACAAAUAAGAAUUUCAAGGAUCGUCACUUUUGUGUCCGAUUGUUCGUUUGUGCAUGUGCUAAGUGUGAACUUGUGCGUCCUCUCGAUAUACAUAUAAUUAUAUAUCGGGUAGUUGUGAGUGUUUUAUGCACAUACUGUUACAACAGAAAAGCAACAGGGAAAAGAGAGCAAGAGAAGAACGAAGAAGAUAGUAGUCUGCUUCAACAAGAUACCAAGCUUCCAGAUUUUUAUUCAAGUAUAAAGCUGUGCGCGCGUGAUUUUUCGCUCUUUUUCUGCCUCUCGAGAAAAAGAGUUGAGUGUGUUUUUAUUUGUGCUAUACGCAUGUUACAGAGAUAUAUUAUUUAUAUAUAGAUAGAUAUAUAUAAGAAUUAUAUACGUAAAUAAUAAUCAAAGAAAAGAGUAGAUUUUGUUGACUGACGCGCUGUAAAGAAGAAAUUAUCAAGCUGCAGAGAUCAAAAUAUAUCCUAGUAUUAUUGCCAUAAUAUACUUAGUUACGUGUGUUCAAAAUUGACUCGAUUUUACAAAGUGAGAGAUAAUAAGAAAAAAGAACGUUUGUUUUUCGUCGAUCUACAAUUUCACGAAUCAACGAUAAAAAAAAUGGAGAAAUACGGAGACGCUAAUCCGCUGCAAAAGGAAAUGGAACGAUUGGAGAUCGAAGAGAAAAAUGGAGAUGGAUUAAGCGGCGGAUCGGGGACAAAGAUACAAGUGGCUAAUCUGCCGGCUCACGUCAGACUCGAGGACGUGGAGCAGCUACUAUCGACUUACGGACAAAUACAAAGCUUCGAGAAGGCGCAGUCGCGUGAUACUAGCACCCAAGCCUUUCUCGUCAGUUAUGAGUCGUCAGAACAGGCCCAGCAGGCGGCGGGUCAGCUGAAUGGCUACGAGUACGAGGGUAGCCCGCUGAAAGUGGAGAUGUCGACGGCGGAAAGUCGGCGUCGCGGUCGCGGUCAGCGCGGAGGCGUGGCGUUCUCGGGCCUGCCGGGCACCGGUCGUCAGACGGACUUCCCGCUGAGGAUCCUCGUACAGUCGGACAUGGUCGGCGCGAUAAUCGGCCGCCAGGGCUCGACCAUACGCCAGAUCACGCAGAUGACGAGAGCCCGCGUCGACGUGCACCGCAAAGACAACGUCGGCUCGCUCGAGAAAGCCAUCACGAUCUACGGCAACCCGGAGAACUGCACGAACGCCUGCCGCAAGAUCCUCGAGGUGAUGCACCACGAGGCCAGCAACACCAAUAAGGGGUCAGUUGACAAUCAGCAGCAGUCGCAGCAGCCGCAAUCGCAGCAAUCCCAACAGCAACAGCAGUCGGUUAACUCGAACAAUGCCGGGGCUGCUGGAGAGCAGCAACAGCAGCAACAGCAAGAGGCCGGCACUGGCGCCAACGUCGAGCAGGCCGACGCUAAUAACGCGACCAACAAUAAGUCGCAAGCCACGUCGGCCGCUGACGUCGCCAGCGAGGCCGACGAGUUAGCCGCUGCUAACAACCAGACUCAAAAAGAUGAUUUCCAAAAUGUCUCUUCUGGCAAUUCCAGCGAGAUCACUCUGAAAAUCCUUGCGCACAACAAUCUGAUUGGCCGCAUUAUCGGCAAGGGCGGCAACACCAUCAAGAGGAUCAUGCAGGAUACCGAUACCAAGAUCACCGUCAGCAGCAUCAACGACAUCAACAGCUUCAACCUCGAGCGCAUCAUCACUGUCAAGGGCAGCAUCGAGAAUAUGAGCCGCGCCGAGUCGCUCAUCUCCAACAAGCUCAGACAGAGCUACGAGAACGAUCUCCAAGCCAUGGCUCCACAAAGCAUGAUGUUUCCCGGCCUUCACCCCAUGGCUAUGAUGUCGACAGCGAGCAUGGGAUACAGCUCGCGCGGACCCAACAUAUACAGCGCCGGUCCGACCCCGUAUCCCUACCAAGGUACCCUGCCGGCCCAGCAAGGAGUUCCGACGAGUGACGCACAGGAGACGACGUAUCUUUACAUACCUAAUAGCAGCGUCGGCGCCAUCAUCGGUACCAAAGGUUCCCACAUUAGGAAUAUCAUUCGAUUUUCUGGUGCCAGCGUUAAAAUCGCUCCUCUGGAAAUCGACAAACCCAAUGAUCAGACUUCCGAUAGGAAAGUCACGAUUGUCGGCUCGCCCGAGUCUCAGUGGAAAGCUCAAUACCUCAUCUUUGAAAAAAUGAGGGAAGAAGGUUUCAUCUCUGGCUCCGAAGAUGUAAGACUAACGGUGGAAAUUUUAGUACCAUCGUCACAAGUUGGCCGAAUCAUUGGCAAAGGUGGUCAGAAUGUUCGUGAACUGCAACGGGUUACCGGCAGCGUCAUCAAGUUGUCGGAACAGCAAUCAACUCCACCGAGCGCAGACGAAGAGACGACGGUCCACAUAAUCGGUCCAUUUUUCUCCGUCCAGUCGGCUCAGCGCAGAAUUCGUCAAAUGGUACUCGCUCCAGGCGGUGCACCCGGCAGCGUGACUGGUAUCCCCGGCUUGGCUGGCACGGGCAUGCCCGGAACUCGUGCUGGUCGUGGCAGCAGUCAAGACGGUGGCGUCCGCUCUCGCAGGGACGACAGUGCGACGUCUCAGCCCGGUGGUUGCGCAACGCCCCAGCAGCAACAGUCGAGCAACUCGUCGACCUCGUCGCAACCUUUAGCUCAGCCGCAAGCUCAACCGAGCCAAUAGAUAUUGCCCUCGUAAAGUGGGAUAAGAAAACUCGUUUAUUAUUAUUAUUAUUAUUAAAACGCGUUGACGCGAAACUUGCGAGAAGAGAGGAGCUAGGAUAUAUGUAUAUGUGUACGCAGUUUGCGAAGAACGGAUAUUCAACGAUGAUGAAUUAGGGACGGCAGUUGAUUGAAUAUAUUAUUAUUAUUAUCUAUAUAUAUAUAAAUAUAUAUUUAUAUAUAUUAUAUAUAUACACAUUAUUGCUACGUUUACGUGUGUGUUAUAUAAAUUAUGUAUGCAAGAUUAGUUAACGAUAUAUCCAACAACGGUAACCUCAGCGGAUGCGCGAAGCUCGUCCGUAUACCUCGGCCUGGGCCCCUUUCGUUCCUUCGGAUAUUCGACAAGACAUUGAGAAACACCCAGCUAAAUCCAACUUUGCAACAACGUGUCAAGUGUUUUCUUUUUUCUUUCUCGCCAGCCUAAAACAACGCGCAGGCUGUGUUAAAACGCAUUCAACGGUGGCCAUCAGCGAUUCACGCUUCGGCCGAGGUUAGAAAAGAAGAAAAAAGAAACAACCUUGGACCUGGAUGAUUUGUUCAUGUUGAUUAUAAGAGAUAUCACACGCUCAGCAUUUAAACAAUUCGAACAAGCAAAUGGUGUAUGAGGUUACAGAUCACUCAAACAUUUUUACCUAAGAUAAACAAAAACAAAACGGUCUCGUCAUACGAGCAAGCAACUGCUACUGUAAACCAUUCUAUUGUUCUGGAACGUUGUUGGAAUUAUUGCUUUGGAUACAUAAGAAAAAAACUGUGAAACUGCGCCAUCAAAAACUUGAAAAAAAAAAUUAUACUAAAUUGAUUAAUUGGACAAAAUCAAAAAAAAUCACAUGUUGAUACUGCCAACCGAUCGCCGCCAUCAAUUAUUGCACAAAGUUUGUACGAAUCCAGGAAAAAGUGAAUAUUCAGCACCACUUCAGCUAGUUUUCAUUGCAACCGUAAGGAAUAUAUCAGAAAAAUGGAAAAAAGAAGAAAAACAACCGCCAUGCCAUUUUCCAGUGAAAGAAAAGAAGAUCAUCGUCGUCAUCAUCAUCAUCCACGAAGCGUAGAAUAUAAGAAUUUUACGAGAAGAAAAUUGAAAAAGAAAAGGGGCGGAAGGACGAGGCUCCGGCGAGAAAGCGAUAAUAGAGCCGAGCCUCGCGCCGUAAUACCAAAGAAGCGGUUUUAAGUUUUUUUUUCGUAUAAGUGAAGUUCCUUGCGAAAACUCGAUUGAGAUCGCAGAAGUGGAAGAGAAUAGAUUUAUAACGUAGCGUUACGUUAGUACCACUUUUGGUACGAAACUGAAAUUUUGCACGCGAUAAAGACAUUUUAUGGAUUCGAUUACUAGAAUAAGCGCGUUGAGUCAUUUACUAAAAAAUCUUUGCGAUUUUUACUUUACCAUGAAUGUAAUUAGUGCGUGAAUGUGAAUAUGUUGAUGAAUAAAAAAUAAUUUAUCGAUUUAGGUUGGCGCGUUCAUGGUUAAUCAUAUUUAUAACAAAUACACUAACGUGUCACAAUAAUUUUGUAGAGUCGAAAGAAAAUUACAUCUUUCAUAAAGAACAAAUAAUUGUUAUAAGAGUUUAAAUAAAAGUUUUCAUAAUAAAAAAAAUAACUCAAGAAGGUGCGCGAUAGGUUUCGUUCAUUAAUUACAAUCUCUCACAAAACUAGAGGUUCAAUGAAUAUGACCGCAAUGCUAAAGCUUGAAACCUUCUAGGUUUUCAACUAAAUACCGUGUCGGUAUCAAAUAAUAAUAAUAAUAAUCAAAUAAUAAAAAAAUUAUUUUGAAGAAAAAAAUAUCGGACUGACUACAAUAAACCGUAAGAUGCUCGUUAACAAAAUAAAAUUUCAUCACUAUCUUUGAUUUGUCUGACAUGGACCGGCCAUAAACAUUAUUUACCCACGUAAACUUGUUUUAACUUGGCCAGAAUGCUACAAACUCAGAACGAUAAGAUGGAAAAUUUUCGCGAGCUUCCACGGCCUGCCGGAUCUUCCACUAAAAUACGGACAUGCACAAAUUUUCUCUUUCCAGGGAAAAUCAAUAACAGGAAUUCCAAUUAACGAGGCCCCUUCCACUUUCCUUGAGUUCGCAAUUACUUUUAACAAAAAAGUUCGCGAUAUUCGGUAUGUAUCGAGUACAGAAAAUUUGUCAAGCGAUUAUGCAGAUUCGCGAAACUAAAUGGGAACAGGGGAGAGAGGAAAUGUCAUAAUAAAAAUAUAUUAGAAACGGAGAGAUGAACGAGCACAAACAAAGGAGAAGUAACGUUAAAUGAAAAUAAUGAACGUCAACUUUUUCAAGUUUUAGUCUCUCUCCACUCUUUCUCGCGAAAUCGCGUGUAUAAUUUAUCUAUGAUGUAUUAUCGCAAGGGAACGCGUGCAGAAUUAGAAAUUUAAAUAAAGAAAUAACAAAGAUACGUGUAUGUAAAAAAAUAAAAUAAACGGGAGUUAUAGGGAAUGCAAGGGGAGCGAAGUGCUAUGAAUAUAAUAAGUUUAUUUUUGAUACAUUGUUGGAAAGAUCUGAAGCUAAUCUUUCUUUUUUCGAUUUUUGUUAGAUGUUUUUAAAGUACUUGAUGAAUUUUAACGAUAUUUAAAAGAAAAAAUAAUGGUCUCGAAUUAGGGCGCGAAUGAGAUAAAUCUAAUUGCUAUUCGUUAAAGAAUGUGCCUGUGUAAAGCAAUUAUGCUAAAUAAAAUUGCGCGAGUGAUGCUCUUUCAUUAAUAAAGAAUAUAUAAAUAGUCUAUAGUUGUGCGUGUGUGAGAGAGCGUCUGAGAUUGUGUGUCGGUACGAUUGUUAAAUGCGAAUGUUUGCCGCUGGAAUCGGCGCUCGGCAAAGCAGCCUUUUGCACUGCUAUGGCCGCAGCGCCGCGGGUACGAAUGGGCAUUUUUCGAAGGCGGAAUAUACAAAUUGUAUAAUAUAUCUAAUUAUAUUUCACAAAAAAAUGGUGAGACGCGAGGCCGCAGACGAGCGUCUCACGUAGAGAAAUAUUUUAUUUAGUUACUAAUCAUAGUGGUGAUUUUUUAACUUUAUUUAUUUUUUUUUUUUUUACUAACUGAAUUAAUUGAGCACACUUAAACGUUCGCGUGCACGUUUUCGUCUCCGGCCUCAUACACUUGCCGUAUAUUUAUCGAGCGUUAAUAUUUAAAAAACUCAGAGAAAAGAAAGAAUAUUGAAAUACUAAAUACGUAAGAAAAAGUUAAAAGUACCAUGAGAAAAUUUUAAAAGUGAAAAUUAAGUUGAUUAACAAAAGUGCCAAGGGAUUAAGGAGAAAUAAAAAUUUAUCUUAGCUGUCGGGCAUGUAAACUCGGCGCGUGAACGCAUAUCUCACAAGUUCCGUAUACAGCAAGUAAAUCAACAAAAAAAUGAAAGAACAUUUCUUACUCUACAUUCAACACUUUAAAAGUAACCGGUACAUAACUGAAAACAAUGGAAAAAAAUCAUUAAGGCUCCUCUAGGAAAAAAAAACAGAUACUGUCUUUCGACGUGGAGGAAGAAAAGAAAGAGCAUUGUAGGUGAAGAGAAGAAAAAUGAGAGCAACUUGUAUCAUUCCCAAAACCCCCUUUACCUUUUUGAUCUGGACCUUUAUAAAUAAAAAGCAGAUCUAUUUUUAUAUACGUGAAAAAAGGAGCUGAGAAGCUAACAUCAUCUCGAACCCAAAAUACAUUUAAAAAAUAUGAAUAAGAAAAAUAAAUGCACAGCGCAUUUUCCGACCAAUUAACGUGCUCGUUCGUUCGUCGCGUUCGACGAUUUCUUUUUCCUCGAAAAGUUUGUAAGUUAUUAAGCAAUUAUAAGACAUAAAACAUAAGAAGCUUUAUUGCUUUUAAAAAUCUCAAAAAAGGACGAAGGUUUAAAUAUUUUUGGAAGUAGAAUAGAAUUUUCAAAAUUUCUUACGCAUGCUAAACAAAGUCGUAGGAUCGACAAAUUAAAAAUAUAAAACAUACAUUUUCGCUAAUUAAAAUCCAAUCAUGCUCGAGAUAAACAACUAAAUUUUUUGUACAAAUAAAAAAAAUAAAAUUUGUGAUUGUAGUGGCGCGUAAAAAAUUUAAAUUUAUGGAAUUAAAAAGAAAAAUUAUUAAUAUAGUAAUUUUAGAAAGAGCGUAUAAUGGAGAGUCUUUAAAGUUGUAGAUGAUUCUAAGAAUUGUAAAGAAAUUUAACUUUAACGCGGUCAAGAAUUUGCCGUGAAAUAACGAAUGUACAAAUUCAGUUAAUUUCUAAAGCAUAAAUGUUAGUCUAUUGAAAGCGAAAUUUUUAACGAAAGGAGAAAAAGUAUUUAAAAAUUCUCGAGACGGCUGCAAUGCCAUCGCGUCUUCUGUUAGGAAAAAGGAUAUCGUUCGUAUAUUUUAGAAACAUUUCCAGAGGGAAAAAUUUUUAUCUUUUGGAGCGGGGUGACUUCGGGUGUAACUUCGUUCCGUCCAGGAUCGAUCGCAGUGCGUACAAUAAAAUUACCAGCUAAUCCAUGAUCAAUUGCAUCAACGGAAUCCCGAAGCCCAAUUUAAAUAAAAAAGAGUAAAAAGUAAAUAAAAUGAAACGAAACCUGCCAAAAUUGUGAGAUCAAACGAGCCUUAAAAAGUCAGUCAGAUCAGAACAGAACGAGCAUCGACGCGUCUAACGCGUAACAGCUACGCGAUUCGCGACCUAAUCAAGCAGCACAAAAAGAAAACUACUAAUUACAAAACAAAUACAGAAAUGAAAGUGAACCGGAAGUUUUUCACUGAGACUUUUAUGCAGAAGCUCGAUGCCGACUACCGGUAUAUUUGCUAAAUCAAAUAAACAUACAAAACAUGCACACAGUCAUCUUACCCAAAACAAAACAAAAAAAGUUCAGCGGUACACCUCGGUACUUUGAAUUGCAAUCUGUGACGAAAACAGUCGAGCAACGUUUUAACGCUAAUAAUCAAAUUGAACGAAAGUUACCUUUAUCGCGAGUCUAAAAGCAGAAUAAGGGAUUUUCCGAGAAAAUAAUCGUGAUAUCGUUCUAUUAUUGAUAGUUUCGAGUCACGCAUUGCCUACGAUUAAUGGUUGCUAAUUUUAAGUGAUUCUAGUGAUAAAAAGUAGCCAAGAGAAUAAAUCAUUAAAUAUUAUUGUAAUCAAACAUUAAAUUUGGGAUUUAGUGUUAGUGAUUGUUUCUUUCUUAUGUAUUCUAAAACUGCUGAGGUGCUUUGAAAGAAUCGCUUUAUUUUAAAAGUAGUCAUUGCUUUGCACAUGCGUGCUUCGGUGCAUACGCAUCAGUAUUUUGUUGAAAUGCAUUUUUUGAAAAAUAAAUAAGGCCUUAUAUACAAAGUACUCAGUGAGGGCAUUUGUUGAUACGUUAGACAGAAUAAAAAUAAUUUCCGGGUGAUAUAUACAAUCGGUACACACAAAAACAUUGAUGAAAUAAAAUAUUAAAUGAAAUAUUAAAUGAAAUAUUAAACGAUUUUACUUUAAAAACUAUCAUUAAUCAUCGAUAAAAUCAGUGUCGCCGAAAAAUGGGCAUUAAAACAAAUCCGCGUGAAUUGGUAAUACAUAAAUAUAUUUACAACAAUCAUCCACUUUUUUGUAAAUAGUCGGUUAUAGAAUUGUACAAACGUGUAUACAUAAUUACAAUAGUUAAACUUUAAUGAUAAAUAUUAAAUAUUUGAAAUAAUAUAAAAAACUCACAUUAAUUGAUGUUAUAAAAGAAUACAAUUUUAUUAAUGCGUAAAAUAAAUAUAUUUAAGCUUGCGAGAAUGAGGUAUGAACAGAUAUAUUUGUACAUUAAAGUACUACUUCAAGUAUCAAUUAAUUGGGCUAUUUCCAAACUGGAAUUUUGACGUGGAAAGCUAGGAGAUCAGUUAAGUACAAAUGAAGACAAAAGAAUUUGUCGACUCAAUCAUUAAUACUAAAGCCCAAAAUUGCACGAUAAUUCUCCCCGGUCUAUCACAAAUUAGCAAACCCAGAUACGAAGGAGGCAAAAAACGCGGAAUUUCCUUUUUUGCUCGACAAGUAUAAAGGAAUUCAAAGUUUAGAUAUUAGCAUAAAAAAGCAAGAUAAAAUCGUCUAUGAAAAAGUGCAUCAAAGUUAUCGAAUAAAAAUACAGUAUGAAUUCAGUCACCGCAUGCCAGAAAAGUCAACACUUGACAGUAAAACUAAUAUGCUAAAAAACUUAUAGAAUAGAGAAGAAAAAACAUAUAUUGUAUAUGUCUUCAACACACUAAAUAAGUAAGGAUAAAAAAAAUUGGCUAAUUAACUAAAAUAGGACAUUGCGCGCAAACCCAGCACAACGCUGCGGACCAUUGCCCGAAUUCACACCGAGCAUAUUUACUCUAAUAUAAAUGGAAAACAAAAAAAAAAUACUUGGAAAAAUGUGUAAUUGGAAUAUACAAUGGUUGCAUGCAUAUUAAAAUAUUAUGAAUGGCUUAACAAAUAAGUAAUAGUCGAUAAUAGCUGGGCCUCGAUACGACGUCGGCCCACAACACUACUUAAUCAUUUAUUGAUACUUUUAAUAAUUGAUGCUUAAGAUUUUUUGUUUAAUACUUUUUUUAUAAUAGUACGCAGGUUAAGCGACAGAGACAACCUCUGAUCGUGGACUGCUCUGCAUUUGCUUAGCACAGCUGCUAUAUGAUUUUUUUUUGUCUUUUUUGAUAUAUUCUUUUUCGCCCGGGGACUCGUCUCGAGAAUUCGUUGAUGGGAUGUUUAUUGAUUGAGAUUACUUACAUUAGAUGUUUCUAGGUAGUUUAAGGGGGAUAAAAAAACUCAACGUGUGUGAGAGAAAAAUUAAUUGCCCGGCGAGUCCCAAAUUUACGAGAUAAUUCUUCACAAUAAUUGUUUUCUCUAUUUUUAGUUAAAACAUAUACUUGAUAAUCAUUACUAUUCUACACGUGAAUUCUCAUACAUAUAUAACCUACCCACUACUAUUAAUGUUUUCUGGUAUAAAAUACCUACUUAUUUACUGCUAGUUCUUGUCCUCGAUAAUGAUUGCCGAUUGAAAAAAUUCGAGAGAUUUCAUUGAUCUUUCCAUUCAUUGACUAGUUUUCGGUUCAGCAAAAAAUUCGUUUUCCGCCCAAAGUGACUCUACGGAGCAACAUUUUUUUUCUCUCGGAAUUCGGAAAUUGAAAUUGUCGAUGGUUUUAGGAACACAGAUUCACCGCGAUAUAAAUUAAGAAAAGUUCAGGCAAGGAAAUCGAAGAGAGAACGUUAAAACAUAAAUUAAAUUUCAUUUUAUAUUGAUUGCGGUGAAAAUAUUUUUCUACUAAAUUCCGUUUUAAAAAAUUGAAAGAAAUAAAUACAGCAAAAGUUUAAAAACUUCUCUUUCCUUUUCCAGAAGCGCGUGAGUUUGACUAUUCUUGGUGGAAUCUUUUUAAAAAAAUAUAUACGGUGUUUCUUUUUUUUAGUGGAUAUAAUAUGUAAUAGCUUUCUACUAAACAUAUUACAUAUACGGAUAAUCAUUAGUACAAGAAGUAAUAAAAAAAUAUCAUAAAAAUAGGCAUUAAGGCACUAAAAAUAGUAGGUGGCUUCCCUCCAGAUGCAAAAUUACACUUUCAAAAAAAGUUUUCGCGUCCGCAAAAAAAAAUUAUAAACUGACUAAUCAAAAAGCCAAAAAAAUUCGGACAAAAAAAACUGAUUUCAAGAAAAUAAAAUAUUUUCAAACUUUGAUAAAACUCAACUUGAAAUCUGCUUAAUUUUUACUAAAUAUAUAUUUCAACAUUUUUGGAUGGAUAUUUGCUACUCUCAAUGUCUUCUGGAAGGACAGCUCCAACUAAAGUUUGGUUUUUAAAAUUUAGUACGCGAAAAAACGUGAGGAAUUGCCCGAUGCUAUUUAAAAAUAGAAGACAUUCUUGUAUCCGAAAAUUUUUCAGCUAAAAGAGAAAAAAGUUUUUACGAGAGAAAACAGCAAAAUGAAAAAGAAAAGCGAGUAAACAGUUCUACGAAAAUAGCGAUUGUUACUAUUAAUUAAAUUGAAUAAUUAAAUUGAAUUUUUCAAUAUAAAUUUUUAUUCAACUAAGUCGAAAAACAUUCGAAUUAAUUCAUUAAGUCGCACUUAUAACGCAUUUUUCCGAUGAAUAUACAUAUAUUAAAAAAUUUAUGCCACUCCACUCAAAUACGAACCAUGAAGAAAACAUACAAAUACUAAUACAAAUUAAAAAGUAUUUUUUUAUAUACAUUACACAUAAACGUCAUAUAUUUUCACACCAAUUAAAUGAUUUAUUAUUAAAUACAAAGUUCAAGUACUACAUAUUCUCUAAUGAAAAUAAAAGUAUGAGUGAAGUAUAACGUAUGAUUGUUGAACAUAUAUGUGAUGAAAGGAGUGAUAAUUAAAAAAUAACAGACGUAAAUAGAAGGCAUUAAAAGUACCUUUGUAAAAACAUUAUAAUUAUUAAGAAAUAUUGACAGUCUUUCUUCUAUUCACAGUUAAUUAUAUUACAGUUACAGCAAAUCAUAAGUGCAAUAGUUGUUACAAUAGACUCGGAUCUUUACAUUAUUGAAAGAAUUACUAUUGAUAAAAACAGUGCUGAAGAAAAAA
This is a messenger RNA of Trichogramma pretiosum, 11619 nucleotides long. It is a transcript of the gene Imp, whose product is annotated as insulin-like growth factor 2 mRNA-binding protein 3. Lineage: Eukaryota; Metazoa; Arthropoda; Insecta; Hymenoptera; Trichogrammatidae. Bases 1074 to 3134 code for a protein of 686 amino acids. The record is from RefSeq and is a predicted model, not a curated record. Gene Ontology annotation, biological process: regulation of gene expression; nervous system development. The transcript is spliced from 6 exons. Gene Ontology annotation, molecular function: mRNA 3'-UTR binding. Gene Ontology annotation, cellular component: cytosol; nucleus; cytoplasm.